ACAAAAAAGAUCUUUUUCUUAAAUGUUUUAUCUGAAAAAAAAAAAAAAAAAAUAAUAAAUAAAACAAAAAUUGUCAUCUCUUUGUUAAAUGAAAAAAUGUUCAUGUGAAAUCCGGAAAAAGAAAAAUGUGUAUGUACAUUGUACAUACGUACGUACUAAACCAAGACCCAGAGUGAGAACCGCUUGUAAAGUUUGACCAACAUGUGACCUCAUUUUUAUGAUAAAUUUUGUCCGUCGUGCAACAAACCAUUAAAAAAAUUUCCAAUUGCAAUUAUUAUUGUUAGAAUUUAUAUGCGAUAGAGGGUGAAAAUAAAUCAUAACUAGCGGUUGAAGAACAAAAAAAAAGUAAACCUCCCUUUCUCACAGAAAAGAAAACAUUUUCGAAAUACCUAAUAAUAAAUAAAAAAAAAGAAAAAACAUUAAAACGAAUAAACAGACAGCUAAAAAAAAAAUCCCGAAUAAUCAAAUGAGAUGUGAGAAAAGGAAAACGCAUGGAAUAUAAACAUUGUUGUUGACCACCACCCACUCAGUGUAAAAAUUUGUUCCUGAUUCGUUCAGUGAUCGACCACACCGCCGGUGUAACGAAAAAAGAGAAGAAAAAAAAGUGCAUGAAAGCUUGAGUUUAAAUAUUACAUAAAACCAAAACAACAACAACACUUGAAAAAAUGAUUCCAAGUGAUUUAACUUUGUGAACAACAGCAAACAAAAUUAUAAACAAUUCUGUGAAAAAAAUUGAUAAAAAUGCAAUCUGUGGAAGUCAACAGUGAUUGUUCGAGAUACAUUCUGCAGGUUUAUGUAGGCGCACUUUCACUGCAUUAUGAAGCCCUUAGUGUUGAGGCUUCUAAGCAAACGACUGCGGAGGAGAUUGUAUCAUGUAUAGUUGAGCGUUUGGGCUUGCUAGGAAGUAAUUACGAGUUAGCUGAAGUUGCAGGCGAGUGCAAAGAAAGACGUUUGGCACCCGAAGAAAAACCGGUGUCGGUGAUGUUGCUAUGGCCAAUGCAUUCAGAUAGCGAUUUUCAUAGAUUUUACUUAAGAGAAUCACAAAGUGACAUCACGUGGUUAGAUAGUUAUGGACUCGACUCCCAAAUCUUUCGAGAUUUCAUUCCAUUUCUAUUACAACCAGAAAAUAGAGAAUAUCCUGAUUUGUGCCAAUUGCCAGACUUAAAUGAAUCAACUCUGUUGGAAAACUUAAGGCAACGUUUCGAAGCCGGAUACAUUUAUACUUAUGUUGGGAGUAUACUCAUCGCCGUUAAUCCGUUCAAAUUCUAUCCUAUUUAUAAUCCAAAAUAUGUAAGACUGUAUCAAAAUCAAAGAAUAGGCCCAAUUCUUCCGCCACAUAUAUUUGCAAUUGCUGACAAUGCAUAUUACUCAAUGCUUAAAGAGAAUAGAAAUCAAUGUAUCGUAAUUAGUGGUGAAAGUGGAUCAGGGAAAACAGAGAGCACAAAUUUUCUACUUCACCAUUUAACUGCUUUGUCACAAAAAGGAUCACAUGGAUCUGGUGUAGAACAAACUAUUCUAAGUGCUGGACCUGUUCUUGAAGCAUUUGGUAAUGCUAAAACAGCCCACAACAAUAACUCCAGUAGAUUUGGAAAAUUUAUUCAAGUUAACUACAGAGAAAAUGGAAUGGUCCAAGGAGCGAUCGUCCAAAAAUAUUUAUUAGAAAAGAGUCGAAUAGUAUCACAGGGCCCCUACGAAAGAAACUAUCAUGUUUUUUACUAUUUGCUAUCAGGUGCAACAGAUGCAGAACGUGAGUCUCUGUAUCUUCUUCCAGCUGAUAAAUACAACUACUUAAACUCAAAAAACCUAACAUUAGAAAAUUGUAAUGAAAAAUAUGAAUUUUCUCGUCUCAAACAAAGUAUGGAAAUGGUUGGAUUUUCUUCGGAAAAACAGCGCCGUCUCUUUAAUGUUUUAUCAGCAGUCUUGCUUUUGGGUAAUGUUGAAUUCUUUCCGAAAAAAUCAACCUACCAUCACGAUGAAAGUGUACAAGUUCGGAACUUAGAUGUCGUGGCUAUUAUAUCAGAGCUGUUGAAAGUGAAACAAGACACAUUGUUGGCGGCGUUAACUUCGAAACGCGUUAAAGCUAGUGGAGAGACACUUAUAAUGCAAUAUAAGUUACCCGAAGCAAUUGCUGCCAGGGAUGCAUUGGCUAAAUGUCUGUAUGGUGCUUUGUUCGAUUGGAUUGUUUUGCAAGUUAAUCAUGCCUUGCUUAACAAAGAUCAGACCCCUCAUACUGGUCACUCAAUCGGAGUACUUGAUAUAUUUGGAUUUGAAGACUUUGGUCCGCAGAAUAGCUUUGAGCAGCUUUGUAUCAAUUAUGCCAAUGAACAUUUACAGUACUAUUUUAAUUUGCACGUUUUCAAAUACGAACAAAAUGAGUACAAACGUGAAGAUAUUAAAUGGAGUGAUAUAGAAUUUAUGGACAACUCUGGAUGUUUGCAUUUAUUUGAAUCAAAACCCACAGGUUUACUUUGCAUUUUGGAUGAUCUUUGCAAUUUUCCGGGGGCUACAAAUGAAACACUUCUACAAAAAUUCAAUAGUGUCCAUAAGGACAAUAAAUUUUAUGAAAAACCCCAACGAAAAGAAAAUGCAUUUAUAAUAAAGCAUUAUGCGGGAAAAGUGAAGUAUCAGGUUACCGAAAUGAGGGAAAAAAAUUUGGACCUCAUGCGUCAAGAUAUUGUCAGCGUACUCAAAAAUUCCAGCAUGGCAUUUGUACGAGAGCUCGUUGGUGCCGAUCCAGUGGCCGUAUUCCGUUGGGCUAUUAUACGAGCAUUUUUUCGUAGUUAUUUUGCAUUUAGAAAUGCUGGCAGUAAACACCGAAAAGAAAGGACUGAUUAUGCUUUGAAUAAAUACAGUGGGAAGAAUCGUUAUCGCCAACAAAACGACAUCAUUUUAAGUAAAAAAAGUAACAUUAAAAAUGAGUUACCUAAUGCACCAAAUCAACUGCCGACUAAUGCGUGCCGUAACACCAGAAGAUCAUGGUCAAGUAUUGCAUUUAAUAAUAAAAAUUUCCCUGAUGGAAAACUUGUCUACGAGAGCAGUCAAGCUGGCGUAAUGGAAAACAGUUCUAAUAAAUUGUUUUCAAAAAAUUAUUCAAGAUUUGAGCGCUCCAGUCAGGAAGUUAUGGCUAAAGCUUCGCAAAUUGUUCAGAAAAAUAAAUCCUUCCGUCCGAGAGAGAGACCAAAGAAGGGACUAAAAAAUCUUCAAACUGUUAAAAUGAUGACGGCUGGCACAAAUUUGUUUAAUCAAACAGGUAUUAAAACCCGCAAACAACCUCUUACGGUAACAGCCCAGUUUCAAAACUCACUUACUGCACUCAUGGAUACACUUAAUCAGGCAAACCCUUUCUUUAUCCGUUGCAUAAAAUCGAAUGCACAAAAAAUACCAAACAAAUUUGACGAAACGACUGUUGUCCGACAAUUGCGAUACACUGGUAUGUUAGAGACUGUACGUAUACGAAGAGCUGGUUAUAAUGUACGAUUAACAUAUGAAGAGUUUAUUCAACUUUAUCGAAUACUGCUACCAAAAGGUUUGGUUAGUUCUCAAAAAGAUGUAAAAGAUUUCCUCAGUACUAUGGAUUUGAACAAGCAGCAUUAUCAGCUUGGUGCAACAAAAAUUUACAUGAGGGAAUCACAGAAAAUGCGUUUGGAUAUCAAACUACACACAAAAAUCAUCGAUAGCAUUAUUUUGAUCCAAAGAUGGUUUCGUGGUAUUCUUCAAAGAAAGAAAUUUUUACUCUACAAAAGUGCUGCUCUGACAAUACAAUCAUAUUGGAGAAUGACGCUAGCUCAAGAAAAACUUACGAGCAACCGUCAACGAUGGAGUGCAGCAAUAACAAUUCAAUCCUUUUGGAAAAUGUAUAAACAAAAAACGUUCUACCAUAAGUUAAGACUUAGUAUUGUGGUAGUACAGGCACAUGCUCGGGGCAUGUUAGCAAGGUUGCGUUAUAGUAGUCACAAAAUGCGCUUGCAAAAAGAAAGAAAUCGAUUGCGAUGCACGCAGAGUUUGCCGAGUACAGACAGAACUUUUAGUGAAAUCUAUAAAGCCGAAGAUUUCAAACGUUCUUUUCAAAGACCACAUCACAGCUUGGAUAGUGAAUUCGAUGAACCGGCUAUACAACACAAUCUAGAAGCAACACUUCUUGAAUCGCAAAAUAAUGAAGUACUUCAAAAGGCUGGCAAUCAAUUGAGAAAUUUGAUGAUUUUAUCUGGCAAUAAUAACCGAACGAUUCCUAUUGGAAGUGAUUAUUCACUACCUCAAAAUUUUGAUAUUAAAUUACAUCUAAGGCAAAACACUACUGAAAAUGUUGAAAAAGGAAAACAGAUAUAUCCGAAUAGUGAGACUGGCGUAAAAUAUAUUGAAAAAAGCCCAGAAAAUUUCAAAAGACAUGACAUCAUUAAAACUCCAGUGCGAAGAACAGAUUCUGGUCCUACAAACUAUUAUAACAUGGACUAUGAAGAUAUUGGAGAUUAUAAUAACACAUUAGAUAUAGACAAUCAGCAAUCAAACAACCCAACGAAAAAAGACUACAGCCUUUUAACAAAAACAAAUCCUGUAGAAGGGAGUUCACAAAAUGUUAGUGAUAUUAUAGCUGGGCAGCAGCACCAAGGAAGGUAUCACAUGAGUGAUGCACAAAGUCCCCAAAAAUCCAUUAGUGCAGGCGAUCCAGAAAUAAAUUCCAAUUACUCUAAGCAUUAUGAGAAUAUCAAUGUAUUGCCCGACACUCACUCAAAUUACCAACUAACGGCAAGUCCUCAUCAAGCAAGUUCCUAUUCACAAAAGCAUUACGCCAAUGAUGAGAGUAAGUCAUCAAGUCCUGCACAAACUGUAUCAACUGCUAGUGUUGCGUCUGCUUCAGUACCUAAAGGUAAGGCUGCGGCACUUUUAGGUUCAAUAUCGGAAGAUCAAGCUCAAUACAACAUGACUAGUCGCCUUAAUAAGCCAACAAAGAGCCGUCGAGUCAAAUCAAAUUUGAGUGAUGACUUGAGUUCGGUUGAAGUGGUAGCACCGCGUUUUCCUAAGUUAAGUGAUCCACCUGCCGAACGAUUGCGUCGCCGUAACUCAGAUCCAAGCACCAAUAAGGUUCCACUUCUUGAGGUUAAUAGAGGCAAUGACAUGUAUCAAUCUUCCACUCAAAUCAAUAUUGCUGGACAUAGAUUCCGAAAAGCUGCCCGAAUUGGAAAAGCAGAAAAAUGUGCAAGCUGUCAAGAGAGUGAUGCGUUUGUAAAUGAAGGUUAUCGUUGUUUGGACUGCAAAGUACUCGUGCACACAAAAUGUAUUCAAAAUGGUGGAGUCAAAACACUUAUAUGUGAAGCAAAAAGAUCAAAACGCAUGCGAAAAGGUACAGAAAAAAGCAUGACACCAAACUCAAAAUAUUCGGCACGAGAGUAUACAGAUUCCACGGACAGAAUUAUAAGCGAUGCUAAGGAAUUAAAUCUAAUGCAGGAUUUCAUCACACAAAAAAUUUAUAAAAUGGAUGAAAAUGAAGGGGAAAAAUCAUCAGAAGUUGAUAGAGUAUUCAAACAAGCAUUGCGAGCCUUUAAGGACAAUCUAGUGACGCAAUAUAGUGUUGCACAUAAACAAAACUCUGAUUCAUUAAACAUAAAGUAUAGAGAUUUAAUUGAUAAUUUUGGUCAAGUUAUGGAAACGUGUUGUGGAAAACAGAAUGACUUCCCUCUGACCAUGGGGGUAAAUGCAUUUCGUGGCUUCAUGAAUGAGUUCAUGAAUUCUAGAGAAACGGAAAAACCAAAGGCUAAAAGGAAAAAGGAGAAGAAAAGAAAAGUCGAGGAACAUACAAAUUAUCACGGACAUACGUUCCAAUUAACUAUAAUCAAUAUACCGACGGCCUGUGAAAUAUGUCAACUUUUUUUGCUAUGGCCAAUCGAACGGGGAUUGGUUUGUCAAAACUGUCGCCUUACUUGUCACAAAAAAUGUUAUCAAAAGGCUUCUUCAUGCAACAAAACAUCUUCAUCACACGGUGGAUGCGUAUCGUCACAAUCUAGUAUUACUGACUCAAAACUCUUUGGUGUGCCAUUAACGAAUUUAUGUUUAGCUGAAGGAGCUAAAAUACCCAUACAAAUCGAACAACUUAUUACUAAAAUUGAAAUGUUAGCUCUCUAUACUGAAGGGAUAUACCGCAAGAGUGGCGUCAAUUCCAAAAUAAGAGAACUCAAACAAAAAAUGUCUGAAACUCCGAUUGGUGCAGAAAUUGACUAUGAAUCUUAUAACGUACAUGUGUUAGCCAAUGUUUUGAAAUCAUUCCUACGUGAAAUGCCGGAGCCGUUACUUUCGUUCGAUCGUUACGAUGAUUUUUUGCGUGCCUCUGAUUUACCAGAUACGAAUGUGAGAGUACAAACUCUUCUUUCGUUGAUUAAAAAACUUUCGGCUUCGCAUCAUUUUCUGUUAGAGCGUUUAAUUUUUCACUUGGCUCUGGUAGCCCAAAGAGAAAAACACAAUCGCAUGUCGGCGAGUUCGUUAUCAAUAGUUUUCGCUCCUUGUGUUUUACGAACAAAUCGUUUAGUACCUGCUCAGGAUAGUCUUAAUGAUAUUUGUAGACAAACGAAGUGCAUAGAAACCCUGAUCACACAGAAGAUGUUAAAUGUGAAGAGUACACUAGCUGAUAUAGACACUUUGGACACGGCAGCACACACCGCCACCACUAGACUUAGUACUUUACGAAGCUCAAAAGUGUUUGCCCCGGAGGAGUUAACCCAGCGGCCAUCGCAAAUUGAGACUGAAACGGAAGAAAUGAUAUUAGAAGGACACAUCCAAGAAAUUCGGAAAGAGAAAGCACUAUUAACUUCAGCGUUGCCAAAUUUAGUAAGGACUACGUCAGACGAUGACUUGCUCUCGACUGAUUUAGAUGGGGAAGGUGGGAGUUUGGAUGACUUGAGUACGGGAAAGGACAAAGAUAGUCAUUCUUUAGCUGAGUGUAAAGAUUUCAAAGAUAGCAUUGACUCUUCAUUUGGAAGUCUUAGUGGAGAUAAUAAUGCCAGUCGAAAAGGAUACGAUGAGAAACAACAGUCACAAGAGCACUACCAACAGCAGCAAACGCACAAUGUGCAAAAACAAAAUUUCGACGCAGAUUCAGCGAGUGAUUCCAUAGUUCUAAGCUAUAAUCUUCGUGAUCAAAAUAUCGAUUACAUUUCGAGUCCCAGGCAUCAUGUUUCCUUGGAUCACGAAAUGGUAUCAUCUGGCUAUCCGACGACGAAAAGUUAUUCAUCUACUCCCAAAUCAACAUCAUCCAAUAAUGGCAACAGUAGUUUCGUUUGCAGUGGAACGCGACGUUCUGGCAGUCAACAGAAUCUAAGUUAUACCAUGGCACAGGUAUCAUCGACAAGUGCCGGUCCGAGUGGACUCAAUUAUACAACAACAAGCCAAUCGGGCAAACCAAUGGCUGUGCGAAGUAUGUCAAGUGGCUACGAUGCUACAAACAUACAUCUACUCCCAAACGCACCCCAGUGUAUAUCCGGAGCUGAUGGAUUUCAAAUGCUUUCAGCUAUUCCUUCAUCAUCGUCAUCAUCAUCUUCUGCAACAUCACCACAUGUCAUAGCAGGAACGUCUCUCUCUGCAUCAUCUUCAUUACCAACACCAUUUCCCAAUACCAGUAGCAAUAAAGUAACAAGUAUUAUAGAGGGCGGUAAUAUAAAAACGACUCGGAAGAAAAAGAAACAGGAAAGUUUGGACGACGAACCAAUUAUGGUAUUUCCUAAUGGCAAAAAAAUAAAUAUAUGGUAAAUGUGAUGUAGUAUGUUAUUUUUUUUCCAUAAAAAAGGUUAUUAAUAAUACAAUAACCCAUCAAGUUCUCGAAAAGCAUUAUUAAGAAAUAAAGUGUAAAAACGCAAAAUAUUUGUUAUACAUUGUUUUCGCUUUUUAUUGUCAUAUCUAUCUAUAUAAGCAUAUAAUUUUAAACUAAAUAAAUAAAAUUUUAAUUCAACAUGAAAUAGUGAUAGAUUUUACUAAGCUACGUAAACCAAUUUAAAUAAACAAACAAAAAUAAAAAUACUCUGUAGCAAAAGUUGUUCUUUUUUAUACACAAAUUUAAACAUAUACAUAUAUAUAUAUAUAUAUAUAAAUAUAUAUAAUAUAUACCUUAAAAAACAUACUUUAAACAUAUAUAUAUAUAUAUAUAUAUAUAUAUAUAUAUAUAUAUAUAUAUAUAUAUGUGAAUCUCUUUAAUUUCGUAUCCAUUAUCAAAACUCUUUUAUUCGUAUGAGUAUUUAAUAAUUUGCAAUCCAAACAAACGCAAAAGAAAAGAAAUGGAGAAAUAUAAAAGGACCUGUUCAGGUUCUGUUGGAUGAUCAACAUUAUUUUUUUAUUAUUAUUAUUAUUAAUAUUAUUAUUAUUAUAUUAUACAUAUAUUUUAUGUAAGUGACCAAGUCAAUAUUUAGGUUUCACUAUUUGUACAGUAUACUUUCAUUUAUUUGUUAAAUAAAGUGGUAAAAUAAAUAAUGACUAGUA
Molecule: messenger RNA, 8457 nt
Organism: Episyrphus balteatus (marmalade hoverfly)
Lineage: Eukaryota; Metazoa; Arthropoda; Insecta; Diptera; Syrphidae
Product: unconventional myosin-IXa-like
Exons: 24
Coding region: 742-7734 (2330 amino acids)
Biological process (GO): intracellular signal transduction
Cellular component (GO): myosin complex
Molecular function (GO): microfilament motor activity; ATP binding; protein binding
Source: RefSeq, a predicted model, not a curated record